AUGGGAAAAUUGCAACCUUCACCCACAUUAAAACCUGAUUUCCAAAAUCCUGCACAUAAUAUGGGAGGACUUCCUAACCAUUCGCUUGUUAUUUUCAAUCUGACCGAGUUCUAUGUGGUACCCUCCUUCUACGUCGUUGCCACACCAGACGAGGAAUUGGAUAAAACUUUUUAUAGAACAGAUACGACAGAAAAGUUAGCUCUGGAUCAUCAAUUGAUUUUUGCUUAA
Phycomyces blakesleeanus NRRL 1555(-) is the source of this 228-nucleotide messenger RNA. RefSeq lists its product as hypothetical. The record is from RefSeq and is a predicted model, not a curated record. The transcript has 2 exons. The coding region runs from base 1 to 228 and encodes 75 amino acids. NCBI's taxonomy places the organism in Eukaryota, Fungi, Mucoromycota, Mucoromycetes, Mucorales, Phycomycetaceae.